AUGAAUAUAUCAGAUGUUCAAUUUACUAGAUAUGCAAAUGGUUAUUUUAAUAUUAAGAUUCAGGUAUUUCUCCGAGAUCCGCGGGACGAAAAUGUAGUCCCUGUUGUUGAAGAACUCAAAAGGCGAUUGGCUCACUACUCAACCUUGCAAUUUCAAGCAUUGGAGGUAGCCCUAGAAGCCAUUUGUAGUUAUCUCGCUGCACGUACAACAGAACUGGAAAUGGUUACAUAUCUGUCGUUGGAAAAGCUUACGAACAAGAUCAGUAGCGUGAAUUUGGAUUGUGUUCAAAAACUGAAGUGCACUACUUCUACAUUAACGGCUAAGGUUCAUAAAGUGAGAGAUGAGCUUGAACGUCUAUUGGACGAUGACCAAGAUAUGGCUGACCUGUGCUUGUCAAGAAAGCUGCUUUCGCCAGUUAGUAUAUCAGGUGCUGCUAAUAAGGCUUCUAUCUCCCCAACCUCAGGAUCCAAGAUCUCAAGUUUAUCAACAAUUCACGGUGAAGAAAAUGAUGUGAAGGAGCUUGAAAUGUUAUUGGAGGCUUAUUUCGUGCAAAUUGACCGGACACUGGAAAAAUUAAUCAAUAUGAAGGAGUACAUUGACGGAACAGAAGAUUAUAUUAAUAUACAGAUUGACAGUCGUCGAAAUAAGCUGAUUAAGUGGGAGCUCGUCCUUAGCUCAGGAAAUCUUUGUUUAGCUAUCUUUGCGUUGAUGACCAAUGAUAUAUUUGGCUUGAGUUUUCCGUACAAUUGGAAUAAGAACCAUGGUUUCAUGUUCAAAUGGGUAAUAAUUGUCACAGCAAUAUGCACUGCAUCUCUGUUUCUCACAAUUAUUGCUUAUGCUCGCAAGAAGGGGUUACUUUGAUAAUUUUAAAAGGUAAAAUAUAUAAACCAGCAUGCAUGUAAUUAGAAAUCUCCUUCCAAGUUUUAACAAUUAUCAAACAGUGGUUAUAAUCCCUGAAAUUAUAUUGCGGGGCCUUGCAUAGUUUUGUAACAAUUACUGAUUUAUUCGUAACUACUUCUUUAGGGCUGGGGGCUUUACAUGGAGUAUAACAACUUUAUA
Messenger RNA from Arachis duranensis, 1059 nucleotides. Its product is annotated as magnesium transporter MRS2-I-like. Bases 1 to 861 code for a protein of 286 amino acids. The transcript is spliced from 10 exons. Lineage: Eukaryota; Viridiplantae; Streptophyta; Magnoliopsida; Fabales; Fabaceae. Gene Ontology annotation, molecular function: magnesium ion transmembrane transporter activity. Gene Ontology annotation, biological process: magnesium ion transport. The record is from RefSeq and is a predicted model, not a curated record.